Molecule: messenger RNA, 981 nt
Organism: Hermetia illucens (black soldier fly)
Lineage: Eukaryota; Metazoa; Arthropoda; Insecta; Diptera; Stratiomyidae
Product: esterase B1-like
Exons: 5
Coding region: 1-981 (326 amino acids)
Source: RefSeq, a predicted model, not a curated record
AUGAAUAAAUCCAUAUCCAAAGUUAUUUCAAAUAAUAAUAUUUGUAAUAAUGAAUCCUGUAGUCCUCAACCGCAUGAGCCUUGGACUACAGUACUGGAUGGAACCAGCGAAGCAUCAAAACCAAUUCAAAGAGAAUAUGUAAUAGAAACAGUGAUUGGUGCUGAAGAUUGCUUAUUUUUGAACGUGUUCACAAAAGAGAUUAACCCGUCAAAGCUAAAGCCUGUUUUUGUAUGGAUUUAUGGUGGCGGAUUCGUACGUGGCUCAACUUCCAAAGAUGUUUACAGUCCCGAUUAUUUCUUAAGCAAGGACGUGGUUUUCGUUUCAAUUGCAUAUAGAGUUGGCAUAUUUGGAUUUCUAUCUAUGAAAGACCCUUCCCUGAAGAUACCUGGAAAUGCAGGACUAAAGGACCAAAUUUUGGGUUUGAAGUGGGUGCAGCAGAAUAUAUCCAGGUUCGGCGGAGACCCAAAUAACGUGACGAUAUUUGGCGAAAGUGCGGGCGGAGCUUCAGUUCACUUUUUAGGGUUGACAGAGAAGGCGAGAGGAUUAUUCCAUCAAAUGAUUUGCAUGUCCGGGUCAGCAUUCUGUAACUGGGCGCUACCUCCACCUAAAAAUUGGUCAUUACGUAUUGCCAAAGAUCUUGGUUAUAAAGGUGAAGAUAAUGAUAGUGCCGUUCUACACUUUUUGCGUAAAGCCGACUGUAAGAAGAUAGCAAUAUCGGAAGCCAAUAUCCUCACUAAGCAGGAAAUGCUUGAAGGAUAUUUGUGGUGCUCAUAUCCGGUGGUCGAGCCUUAUAAAUCCGAUGAUUGUGUACUUCCCGAACAACCACUAAUCUUGGCGCGUGAUGCUUGGAGUAAUGAUAUUCCUGUGAUAGUUGGUGGUACUUCUAGGGAAGGAAUUUUUUUCGUUAAUUUUUUCUUGAAGAGUGAUGCAAGGGGGCUAACCCUUCUUUCACGUUCCUACACUUUCUGGAUAGAACGAUAG